Messenger RNA from Protomyces lactucae-debilis, 1280 nucleotides. RefSeq names its product autophagy-related protein 27. Lineage: Eukaryota; Fungi; Ascomycota; Taphrinomycetes; Taphrinales; Protomycetaceae. The transcript has 2 exons. The record is from RefSeq and is a predicted model, not a curated record. The coding region runs from base 96 to 875 and encodes 259 amino acids.
UCAGAACUGCUGGUAGCUGAUGAGUUGAUGAGUUGAGUGCUCAGGUUGCGUCUUGGCCAACUUUCAAAAUCGUCAUCCUGCGCACAGAGCAAACCAUGCGACGCCCUGCACUCUGGCUCUAUGCUGCGGCAGCAGUCGCGGCGGCUGACUGGGACUGCGAAGUGACACUCGACAAGGUCCGCUUCAACCUCAAUGCGCUCGCAGGUGUGCAUCGCUUGACUGUCUCUCAUUCUACGCCACCCACCAUUACCAACACAACGUAUGCACUGGAUCUGUGCAGCCCGCUGCCUCUCGAUAAGAAUGUGGAUGCUGCGGAGCAGUGUCCAGAGAACACCUUUGUAUGUCGAACAAAAGCGGCCGUGAAGCAAGAGACAGAGACAAUUGUGGAAGUACUUGCAAUGGGCGUCAACGGGCCCAAGGCGACCAAGUCAAAGGAUGGCUUGUCGCUUGCCUUCUCUGGCUUGGAGAAUGGGGACGGCGAUGCACAGAGCGCCGUGGUUGAGCUCGUCUGUGACAAAAAGGCAGGCAACGGUGAGCCGACGCUCGAGAGUGACAAGGCCGGCAAAGCGACCAUUGAAUGGAAGACCGUGCAUGCAUGCGAGGAUGACCCAGAGCGAGAUGUACCAGCACCAGGCAAGCCGUCCUCUCAUUGGGGUUUCUUUACAUGGUUCUUUUUGGUUGUCUUUAUGGCAGUUGCUGCACUCCUGCUCAUGACGCUCUAUGGCAAUUACUCUCGCUAUGGCACGAUAGGCAUGGAUCCUACGCCCACAGUAGACACGGUGCGAGAUAUUCCAUUCUUGUUCAAGGAUUUCGCCAACCAGGUGGUUGAGACUGUCAAGGGAUCCGGCGCGAGAUCCGGGUACAGUGCUGUAUAGAGCAGAGAGCAGUAGCAACAGGCAUUGAAGUAGUUGUUGAGCAUAGACCAUAUUUGUGACUGGCUUUUGAGCGCCAGCACGACCGCAGCUCAGACCAAGAGACGACAUCAAGGCUCAGAGCUCUCUCUCUCUCUCAUAUAUAUCAUGGCCGCCGCUGCUCCUGCUGCGCAGCAAAUCACGCUCACAUCUUCCGACAAUGAGUCCUUCCAAGUGGAUCUCGAAGUCGCAGAAAAGUCGGUACUCAUCAAGAACAUGGUGGAGGAUAUCGGCGAAGACGACACUGUGGUGCCCUUGCCAAACGUGAAUGCCAAUGUUCUCAAGAAGGUGCUCGAGUGGUGUGAGCAUCACAGAAAGGACCCAAAUCCAGACAGGGAGGAUGACAAUGCCAAUAAUGCGCUUGCAAAG